Molecule: messenger RNA, 2161 nt
Organism: Pseudocercospora fijiensis CIRAD86
Lineage: Eukaryota; Fungi; Ascomycota; Dothideomycetes; Mycosphaerellales; Mycosphaerellaceae
Exons: 2
Coding region: 425-2161 (578 amino acids)
Molecular function (GO): histone deacetylase activity
Source: RefSeq, a predicted model, not a curated record
CAGACCCAUGACUUCCAUCGGCACACCAGCUCGGCCGUGUCGCAGCAUCUUGAGGAGGGCGAGUGACGAGAUGUAGACGGUUUCGGCAUUAUCUAUGAUGUUUGUGUCCUGGGAGAUGCAUUAGCCAUCGAAUAUUUGGCCUCGUAUCUCCUUUCUCACGUGUGUGGGAGCGCCACCACUACCGCCCAUGCCUUGAGCUGCCGCAAGCAUUCUUGAUAACCGGUCCAUGGCGGCGGCGGCGAGUGUUGAUGUGGUAGAUCACGGAAGUGUCGUAUGGGGUGUUGAUGUCGCCCUCGCGCGGAUCUGAGCUUCAUCGGCGGUCGGAUGACGGGCCGAAGCGAAGUAGAGCUGGGCCAUUUCCACUUUCGAAAGCACACCGAUUGCACUCAGAGCCUCUCCUCGACUUCGCCUCGCGAUACGCAGAAUGGUCAAUAUGCCUACGGGAACUGGAGGUUAUGCGCCAAUCGAUACGCCUGCUGCUCCAUCACAACCCAAGAAAGUGGCCUACUUCUACGACUCCGAUGUGGGUAACUACGCCUACAAUGCCGGUCACCCUAUGAAACCACACCGUAUUCGAAUGGCCCAUUCCCUGAUUAUGAAUUAUGGGCUCUACAAGAAAUUGGAGAUUUACCGAGCGAAGCCAGCAACGAAAUACGAAAUGACCCAGUUCCAUACUGACGAAUAUGUCGACUUUCUGCAACGUGUCACGCCAGACAAUAUGGAUGGUUUCAUGAAGGAGCAAGGUCGCUACAAUGUCGGAGAUGAUUGUCCAGUGUUUGAUGGUCUGUUCGAAUUCUGCGGUAUCAGCGCAGGAGGGAGCAUGGAGGGAGCUGCCCGAUUGAAUAGAGGGAAAUGCGAUGUCGCCGUGAAUUGGGCUGGAGGACUGCAUCAUGCCAAGAAGAGCGAAGCUUCAGGAUUUUGCUACAUCAAUGAUAUCGUUCUCGGCAUUCUCGAAUUGCUGCGUUUCCACCCACGCGUCCUCUACAUCGACAUUGACGUACACCACGGCGACGGCGUUGAAGAAGCCUUUUACUCCACCGACCGUGUCAUGACUGUUUCUUUCCACAAGUAUGGCGAAUACUUUCCGGGUACGGGCGAGCUCAGAGAUAUUGGCGUAGGAGCUGGGAAGAACUACGCUGUCAACUUUCCCCUCCGAGACGGUAUUGAUGACAAGAGCUACAAGGGCAUUUUCGAACCCGUCAUUGGUUGGGUCAUGGAAUACUACAAGCCUACUGCUGUUGUUCUGCAGUGCGGUGGAGACUCGCUCUCUGGCGAUCGAUUGGGUUGCUUCAACCUGUCCAUGCGUGGUCACGCUAACUGUGUCAACUACGUCAAAUCCUUCAAUCUGCCAACACUGAUUCUCGGCGGCGGCGGCUACACAAUGCGAAACGUCGCUCGUACGUGGGCUUAUGAGACUGGUCAGCUUGUCGGAGUGGAAAUGGGUCCCGAUCUUCCUUUUACCGACUACUACGAAUACUACUCGCCCGACUUUGAGCUCGAUGUCAAGCCCAGCAAUAUGGAUAAUGCGAACUCUCCAGAAUAUUUGGAAAAGAUCAAGGCACAAGUCCUCGAAAAUUUGAAGCGUACCACACAGCACGCACCAUCGGUUCAAAUGCAUGACGUACCCAGAGAACCUCUUGGUAUGCACAAUGCCGGGCCAGAUGGUGAGGCGGAGACUUUUGAGGAACAAGAAGAUCGACUUGAUGAUGAGGAUGCCGAUGCAAACAAGGACAAGCGAUAUACCCAGCGUCAGUUGGAUGCCAAGACCACGCGCGAUGAUGAUGAAGACUCUGAUGAUGAGGAAUAUGAGGCUGCGAAUGGAAUCUUACGGCAGCGCAAGAUUGGUAUAAUGGACCAUCUCAACCAGCAUGCACCCGCCGACGACUCCGGUACUAACACGCCUGCUGAAUCUAGAAGCGUCAACGGCGAUGCGGAGGACGGAGAUGCUAUGCAGGUGGAUAACAAAGUCGAGGGAGAGGCUGCCGAGGAGGAAGUGAAGCCCACCGCAGCGAAAUUGCCAGCGCCAGAGAAAGAGGGCUCUGAUGGUGCUAUGGAGGUCGAUCAAGUCGAAAAGGAUGCCGGGGAGGAAGAGGUGAAUUCCACUAGCCAGGCCACGAAGGAGAGUGGUAAGACAGAACUCCCAGCCCAGACUUGGUCUUAA